Molecule: messenger RNA, 1571 nt
Organism: Amphibalanus amphitrite
Lineage: Eukaryota; Metazoa; Arthropoda; Thecostraca; Balanomorpha; Balanidae
Product: heme-binding protein 2-like
Exons: 6
Coding region: 187-1014 (275 amino acids)
Source: RefSeq, a predicted model, not a curated record
GGCUCCGGGCGGCUCCGGGUAGCUCCGUGCGGCGGCUCCGGGUAGCUCCGGGCGGCGGCUCCGGGCUGCCCCGUGCGGCGGCUCCGGGCAGCUCCGGGCUGCCCGGGGCGGCGGCAGAGCCCAGGAGAGACCGGCCGGCGCGCCGACCGUCAGUCCGUCGCCGCCUGUCGCCGCGCGCUCGCCCCCAUGAAGAUCUCCGGUGUUGCGGUGCUCGCUCUGUGUGUGACGGCGGCCAGCUGCCUCCCACAGGAUGGCGGCGUGCCGACGCCGGCGGCCGAGGCCAGCCCGCCCGGCGGCGGCGGCCCGGCGCCCUCGGUGACGGCCAUCCUCGACCAGCUCGGCUCCUGGUUCUCGGGCGUCUCCGGCAAACUGUACACGGCCGUCAGUGACAACCUGCGCAACCGGGUCAACCUGGACCGCGUCACCGACCAGGUGUCCACGCUGAUCCCGCGGUUCGACUACGCGCCCUUCACGGUCAUCUCCAACAACUCGGAGGCGGGGUACGAGGUGCGCCACUACCCGGCCCAGCUGUGGGCCUGCACUGAGGAGCCCGUCACCGUGGAGCCCAUGGAGGAGGAGGCCGUCCAGUGGAACCGCACCAAACUCAUGUUCGACAGACUCUUCAAGUACUUUGCCGGGGAAAACAGCCGAGACGAGAAGAUCCAGAUGACGCUGCCGCAAACGACGCGGUUCGACGCCUACUCGGAGAGCCCGACGUACCGCCUGUGCUGGUACCUGCCGCACGCGCUGCAGAACAGCCCGCCGCCCACGCCCGACGACUCGUACGUCGAGGUGGCCCUGCUGCCGGCCAGGACUGUCAUCGCGCGACGGUUCGGCGGCUACGUGGUCUACCGGCGCGGCUGGGACCGCGCCGCGUUCGCCCUGGAGAAGAUCACCCGCGAGCACGGCCUGCAAAACAUCGACUUCACCAAGUACUACAGUGUCAACUACGACCCUCUGCUCAAGUUCUGGAACCGUAAGAACGAGGUCUGGUUCGAGCUGCAGGCCAACUAGACGCCGUCGACUGCCGCAACUGCCGAUAACACCGAAACGCGACGCUGAAAAACUACCGUCAGCGUCAGUGCCCGAUCGGCGUCUGCUUCGUGAUUAUUUUGGCGACAGAGGCAACUAUGCAGUCAGCUCUCAGUUUGAGGUCUUAUCAUAACGACCGAACAAGAGUUUCAUCUUCAUUCUUGAUCUGCCAAAGUAGGACGCAUUACGGCAAGAGCCGUAAUGGCAAGAGGCAAGAGCCGUCCCUUGAAGUCAAGGGAACUGCGUCCAAAGACACGCACCACCCGCCGUGCCCUCGCAGAGGGCCCGGCGCAUGCUAGCUAUUCGUUGAGCGAGUGUAGAGCGUGAUAGGCCCUGUAUCCGGCCGCAGUUGUUGCCUGUUUUUAUAGGUGUGCUAGAGACUGUAAUUGCAUUGUUAUUACGUUUGUUGUUUGUAUUGUUAUUACGUUUGUUGUUUGUAUUGUUAUUACGUUUGUUGUUUGUAUUGUUAUUUGUUAUUGUUAUAUUAUACUACGUCACUAUCGUCAAGUAGAAGUCUAUAAAUAUACUCAUAAGUCUGA